CACUUGCAUACAUUUAGAAACAAUGGCCUAUUAAAUGCUUAAGUAGCAAGUUACUGCUAACAUUUUAAUUGAAAAUGGCGAUGCUGUCGGUUGCGUGUGCUCUUGCUGUAAUGUACGCACCCGUGUAUGCUCGUGAAAUUCAAACACGCGCCAAUCAGUGCUACGGUGACCUUGGAUGUUUUUCCUCCGAUAACGUCAUACCGUUGCCCGACGCACCGGAUCACAUCCGCACGACGUUCCGCCUGUAUAACCGCGGUUCGAGCAAUAGUUACAACCUAGACGCCUUCGGUUUCAAGUCGCACCUUAGCGCUUGGCUAAACCACUUCGACGUUCAUAAGAAAACAAAGGUCAUUACCCACGGGUAUACGGAAAACGGCGCAAGGCCUUGGAUCGUCCAGAUGAAGUCAGAGCUACUUAAGAAGGGUGAUUUCAACGUCAUCGUGACGGAUUGGGGCCACGGAUCGCUAACGGAAUACCCGAAGGCAGUGGCCAACACGUAUGUGGUCGGUGCCCAGCUUGCGGGGCUGCUUUCUGAGCUGCACGCGCAUCAUGGGCUCCAGUACGCGGACGUGCAUCUGAUUGGUCACAGCCUGGGCGCGCAGAUAUCUGGUCACGCAGGACGGCGCGUUCAGUGGCUUGGUCGAAUUACAGGCCUUGACCCUGCCGACCCAGGGUUCACGGGUACAACAACCGACCACCGUUUGGACGCCUCGGAUGCGACGUUUGUUGACGUCAUUCACACUGACGCCUCAAAGUUCAACCUUGUGUCGGGUUUCGGUAUGGACGUUGCCAUGGGCCAUUUAGAUUUUUAUCCCAACGGCGGGGAGCAUCAGCCUGGCUGUGUGGAGAGGCCGGUUGCCGGUGCCAUUGCCGGUGUCGCGCAAGCCGUCGGUUGCAGCCAUUCACGGUCACAUGAGCUGUUUACUGAAUCCAUUAACUCGGCCUGCAAGUUCUAUGCGCACCUGUGUUCGAGUGUGGAUAGCUUCGAGGCCGGAAGUUGCUUAGGCUGUCCCGACGGAGGUUGCCCGCGUAUGGGCUAUGACGCCGAACUGAGUUCCGGUAUGAAGGGAUCUUUCUAUUUGAGUACAUCCGGGGCGGCUCCUUACUGCGGGCACGAGUAUUUCGUGGACGUCGCGAUGUCUGACCAGAUGCUGCACACAAAAGGCGAGUUCAUGAUCACCCUCGUGGGAACCAAAGGACGCUCGGAGCCGCUCAAGUUUGAAAGCCUCAUGCACGCACUUGACCACGGCGCAGAGGAGAAGCACGUGAUCAGUACGCACGUGGACAUCGGCAACGUGACGUCAGUGCAGCUGCAGUUCAUCAGGGCCAAUGACCAGUGGUACGCGGCCCCAUACGUGAAGGUGCACAGUGUCCUUGUAGUACCGGUGGAAGACACGAGUCAUAUAUUUAAGUUCUGUGCCAAUGACGCGCAUUUCAAUGCGGGUCAGACAGUUGCCGUCUCCAGUCAGACCGGAUGUUGACCCCAAGAAGCGAUGUCAAAACCACGUGUUUGCAUUGUGUGUAUAAUAGAGUUGUUCGAGUCUUGAUACAGUCGUUUCCGUGUU
Molecule: messenger RNA, 1565 nt
Organism: Dreissena polymorpha
Lineage: Eukaryota; Metazoa; Mollusca; Bivalvia; Myida; Dreissenidae
Product: pancreatic triacylglycerol lipase-like
Exons: 8
Coding region: 75-1481 (468 amino acids)
Biological process (GO): lipid metabolic process
Molecular function (GO): lipase activity; carboxylic ester hydrolase activity; protein binding
Source: RefSeq, a predicted model, not a curated record